This is a messenger RNA of Dicrocoelium dendriticum, 974 nucleotides long. The record is from the annotation of a GenBank genome assembly. NCBI's taxonomy places the organism in Eukaryota, Metazoa, Platyhelminthes, Trematoda, Plagiorchiida, Dicrocoeliidae.
GAUAUGGUAUUCGAAGUCAGACCCGGUUCCCUGUUAUACGUUGCUGGUACAGUCGUGCACGGCUUUGGUAGGGGUUCAAAACAGUUGGGUAUACCCACAGCCAACUUAGACCCGUACACUGUCUCCCAACUCCCCUCCUCAGUUACUAACGGUAUUUACUUCGCUUGGGCUAAAGUUGAUGAACAUCCGAUAGCAAAAUCAGUGGUCAGCAUCGGUUGGAAUCCAUACUUUAAAAAUUCCACACGGUCGGUUGAAGCACAUAUAAUGCGAACGUUUCAAGAGGAUUUCUAUGGUAGUGUUCUUCAUCUACUGCUCUUGAAGUAUCACCGCCCGGAACGCGAUUUCAACAGUUUAUCUAAUGUAUUCGACAUCCGUCGAACUCAUCCAGGAAGACACGUUCUGUGUGCGGCUGCCGUUCACGGAUGCCAAUGCUGAUCUUAUUGAAUGCAUUCGAGACGAUAUUCUCCAAGCAGAUGAAUACUUAAAUCAACCGGGACCAAGUCACUGGAAAGAAAUUACCUGGUUUUCGACUUGCAUAUCCCCUACUGAGAAUGGUGUACCCUAAACUUUCUCCGUGACCUGUUUUCCCCCGCUCAGGUAGACUGCUCGUCCCACGGACGAGCAGGCAUCGAGAGAUGCAUUUAUUGCCCCUCGGCAAGCCUGUUCAUUGCUUUUGAAUGAAACGAUUGCACAGACGCUGUACUUCUUGGUGUUCUGUUUCUCCCAUGAACUGUGAUGAUGCUGAUCUGAUUUCACUUUGAUUCCUGUGUUAGCUUUCCAUUCGUGUAUACUUCAAGUGUAAAUUAUUUUUAAUCUAAACUUUUGUCUAUAACUGUUCCACUUUUGUUCAUUUCGAACCCGGGACUCCCCUACUUCCCAUCUAUUCGGUGUUGCGGCUCGUGUUGAAUGAAGCCAUAAAUUGAGUAACCGCAACCACAGCAGCUUAAUUGAAUUGUGCACUCUCAUAGCCAGUU